AUGACCUACACUGUUGUAUCAGCAGCCAUAUGGCUUCUCUUCUUCCUCCAUGCCGUGUCUGGUACCUUCUUGUCCCAGAUCGAGCCUUGCCCUGACUAUUGUGGAGACAAAGAUCCAAAAGACUGGACUGUCUACUCGUCAUUGGCGCCUCUAAGCCAGUGUAGUCAGCCUGUCAUCUUUGAUUUCAACAUUCACAGUCCUGUCGACGCGGACACUAUUUUCAAGUUACGUGCUUGCAAUGCUGGAAAUGCCAUGCCUUCAUCUGUUGCCCAGGUGAACGAGGGCCAGUCUAAUAUAACUGCCCGCUCCAUUUCGGCUCGUGAAGCAACCAAAAGUACAUCCUCUAGCAGCUCGGGGUCGGCUGCUGAGGUCUCAUUCCAAUUGCUAUCUGGAGGGUCUUCAGCUUCCACAGCAGCCACCGACUAUACAACCAUCCUCUCCGCUUUGCAGAGCCGCCUCCAGAAUCAAACCACAGAAAACGACGCUGCAACUAUUCUCUUUGGCUAUUCUAAUGGCGUUACGGUUGGCAUGUUUGUUGGGGCUGGCAUGGAUCCUGCCGCAACUCCUCAAGUUUUCAAAUACUUGCUUGCCCAGGAACCGGAAAACGAAAUGGUAGCCCAGCUUUGUGGUGCUAAUCGCACUGCAAAGUAUGUCUAUGGCUUUUCUCUUAACAUGAAUGGCGACGUUGGUGCAGUUCAAAAGGAUGUCCUCUCCUGGUGGAAUGGCGAAUGUGUAGAGAGCUCUGCUGGUACCACCAGUCAACCUUUUAACGUUGAAAUUGUGAAUCAAAAUCCGGGAAAGACGAAUUCAACCUCAGUCAAGGCUCGCAGAGACGGGACUUGUCGAACUAUCAGUGUAAAUGGUGGCGAUGGCUGUGGAAGUCUGGCUGCAGAGUGCGGCAUAUCUGGCGCAGAUUUUGACACAUACAAUUCGCAGCGCACCAAUCUCUGCUCGAGCCUGGCCGUUGGAGAGAAGGUAUGCUGCUCAUCCGGCGGAUUGCCCAAUUGGCAGCCCUCAGCCAAUCCGGAUGGGACAUGUGUGGUGUACAAUGUCCAGGCCGACGACGGCUGUCAAGCCAUUGCACUCAACUAUGGGUGGCAGAUCAGCGAUCUCAGUGAUUUCAACGAUGGGACUACCUGGGGAUGGACUGGCUGCAAUCCACUUCCUGCAGGGCUCGCGAUGUGCGUUAGCAAAGGGACUCCCCCUUUACCUGCGAGUGUUAGUAACGCCGUGUGCGGUCCAAUCGUACCGGGCACAACGCAACCUGACAAUGGUACUGCCAUUGCGGAUCUAAACCCAUGUCCUCUCAACGCUUGCUGCGAUAUUUGGGGCCAGUGUGGCAUCACAGAGCUCUACUGUAAAGAUGAUAAGGGCCCAACUGGAAACCCGGGGACGGCUCCUGAUAAGGAGUACGGUUGCAUAUCAAACUGCGGUACAGGUGUCACCAACAAUAAAUCACCGCCGUCCGAAUUCAUUUCAGUCGGUUACUAUGAGCAGUUUAAUUGGGAUCGUGAAUGUCUAAACAUGCGGUCCGCUGAUCUGCAAAACAGUUCUUACACUCACAUCCACUGGGCCUUUGCUGGAGUGAAUCCUGACUUUACUGUCAACAUUACAGACGACGGAGAUGGCCAAUUUGCUCACUUCCGACAGCUCACAGGUAUCAAACGCAUUGUCUCCUUUGGAGGCUGGGGCUACUCGACGGAUCCGUCGACUUAUGACACGCUUCGUAGUGCCAUGACGGAAGCGAAUCGAGCUACGUUUGUCAACAAUAUUAAGGACUUUGCGGUUCAGAAUAAUCUUGACGGUAUUGAUAUUGAUUGGGAAUACCCUGGUGAGCCGGAUAUUCCAGGUAUUCCUCCAGGUCAACCAACGGACGGACCAAAUUAUCUCCAGUUCUUGCUAUCGUUAAAGGUUGCUCUCGGUGAUACCAUGUCUCUCUCAAUUGCUGCCCCGGCCUCCUACUGGUACCUGAAGCAGUUCCCUAUCAAGCAAAUGAGCCAAGUGGUUGACUAUAUUGUUUAUAUGACAUACGAUCUUCACGGACAGUGGGACUACGGUAAUAAGUUUGCACAGGAAGGAUGUGACGCUGGUAACUGUCUCCGAAGUCACGUCAACCUCACCGAGACAGGGUAUACCCUCGCCAUGAUCACCAAGGCUGGCGUGAGCGCCAGCAAGGUUGUUGUCGGUAUCUCAUCCUAUGGCCGCUCCUUCGGAAUGACAGACCCCGGCUGCACUGGUGUUGAUUGCACCUUUCAAGGUGAAGUCAUCAAUGGUACUGGGGGCGGGUCGACGGCAGAUGCCGGACGUUGCACUGCUACUCGUGGCUAUAUCUCCAAUGCCGAAAUCAAUGAGUUGAUUAAUAACGGUGAAGCUAAGGGAUGGUAUGAUGAUGGCUCCAACUCGGAUAUGGCUGUUUGGAACACGACCUGGGUUGCAUAUCAGAGCAUUGCUACUCGUAGCUCUCGAACUAGCUUUUACAAAAGUCUCAACUUUGGUGGCAUCAUUGACUGGGCUGUCGAUCUGCUCGAAUUCACCGGUGACGAUGGAGAUGAAAUAGAUCCCAGCCAAGACGACAGCGGUGAUGGCAGCUAUCCCAUACCGGAUCUCUCUUGCUCAGACAGCUACGCGACACUCGACGAUAUCGAAGCUGCAAUCGACAAUAUCCCAUCAAUGUGUGCUGCCAUCUACAUGGUCCAAGUUCUGCAAACAAUAUACAACGAUGCCAUGACCCAAUAUGAUACACUCAUGACAAAGGGGUACGAUGAUAAGUUCAAAAUCUAUGCAGGCGUGGUUGUCGACCAUGCCGGAGACUCUAUGACUCAAAUGAUCUACGAGAAUGGAACCAAAUACUUCGAUUGUAUCGUGGCUGAGAUGAACUUUUGUUGUUCUUCCUGCAGUUCCGAUGAUGGCGGUUGUGACUAUUGUCGUAACGACACCUCGGGCUGCACAGAAUACUGCGACCCGCGCUUCGGCAAUUGUUCUCCCCUUGACAAGCGCGAUCUCUAUACUCGUCUACAGGAUCUUGGUCCAGCAGGGUUGUUUGCCCGUGAUGUGCGAAACAUCCCUGGAUACUCCAAAGAAUCCGAGCCGUGCCCGCCCGACUACUCAAAGCACGGUUAUGGUGAUACGGACCUGAAUGGCGUUCCUUCCAACUCUAUCUGGUGGAGUUUUCAGGAUGACGAUACCACCGCUCAGUUCUAUGCCGACCUUUACUCCCAGACGGCCAUACCAAAGAACAAGACGUCUAUCCAGACCCACGUUCGCAAUACCAAUGACUGUGCGCCGGCAGCAUCUCUAGGUGACGGUGAUGACUGCUGGAAUCUUGGUGUAGAUUAUACGAUGCCAUACGUCGACAACUAUACAGAGUCUGACGUUGUCAACCCCAAGGAUGUGGUUACGGCAGCCACCGCAAAUGCUACCGACCUUCUUGGGCAGAUUGGGGAUGUUCUCUUGAUGUUGCAGAGCGAUUUGUACGACGGUGAUUUCAUGGACGUUGUCGAUACUAUCUCUAUCCCCAUAAUGAUGAUCAACUCUUCGAUCUCAGAAAUGGCAACUAUCGAAUCCGUUGCAGACGAAAUCACAAAAGAGAAACGUAUGGAAAUCAUCUUGGCCUUCUUUGGAGCUAUCCUGUUCCUGGUCCCUAUCGCCGGAGAAGUCCUCGGGUCUAUCGCAGAACUGGCAGAGAUUGGAGCUAUUGUUUCAGCUGUUGGGGAGAUUGGCAAUGUCGCCUUUGACAUUUAUUCGGUUGCCAGUGAUCCUAAUAAUGCUCCGCUGGCCAUCAUGUCGGCUAUUUUCGAGCCAUUGGCUUUGCUGGAUGUUGCUAAGGUGGCUAAGGCAGCUACGAUCAGGAGAGGCAUGUCUGCCGACGAUGUUGGCAAGCUGGGGAAACAGGUUAAGCCUGUACUAGACAAGAUUGACUCCAUCAAGUCAGGAACCAAGUGCUAUAUAUAG
Molecule: messenger RNA, 3951 nt
Organism: Talaromyces amestolkiae
Lineage: Eukaryota; Fungi; Ascomycota; Eurotiomycetes; Eurotiales; Trichocomaceae
Exons: 2
Coding region: 1-3951 (1316 amino acids)
Biological process (GO): carbohydrate metabolic process
Molecular function (GO): hydrolase activity, hydrolyzing O-glycosyl compounds; chitin binding
Source: RefSeq, a predicted model, not a curated record